AUGAUUUGCAAUCCGAAUUGUGCAUGUUUUAAUUUUUCAUCGUUUGUAGGAGAAAAACUGCGUGGAUCUGAAAUGAUUGAUUUGGUUUAUGCAAACACUGAAGAAAAAGAUAUAUCUGUGGAUAGUGUUAUUUCUCACUUCAAAUCUUUGUAUUCCAAUGAAGAUUUAGAUUUAGUUUUUGGCAUUGAAUCUGACUAUGAUUCUGGAAGGAAGGCUGCAUGGAAUUUUAUUAAUAGAACUGGAAUAGGCAAACCACCACAAGUGCUUUUAAAUGGUGUUAUGUUAAAACAACUUCAGCUUACUGCUGAUAUGUUUGAAGAAGCAAUAUUAACUGAAAUCAUGAGGCAAACUCCUUUUUUGCAAAAAAGUGUGUAUAAGGGAGAACUUACUGAUUCUCAUAAUAUUUUGGAUUUUUUAAUGGAUCAAAAAAAUGUUAUGCCACGUCUCAAUCAAAGAGUUUUGAGUUCUGAGAGUACUUACAUUGAUCUAAUAGCUGAGAAAUCUGAAACAAAAAUAAUUAUGAAAAACAUGAAAUACUUUGUUAAGCGAGAUGAUGAUGAAUUUAGGCCUUUAACAAUGUGGGUAGUUGCUGAUGUGGAUACAGCUGAAGGACGAGCUUUAUUAUUAUCUGGGCUUUCUCAUCUUAAAACAAGUUUGCACACUCGUCUUGGAAUAAUUCACAAUCCUGCAGCAAAAAUUUCUGGUAGCAUUCUGAGAAAAGCUAUACAGGUUGCCUUAGACAUUUUUGAUCGCCAUACCGCCAAGUUAUUCAUAACUAAGAUAUUAAAACCAGUGAAUGCCAUGCAGUUGAUUAAUAAUGAAAAAUCUGUGACAGAUUUUGCAGUUUCAAACAUGGAUACUGAGCUAUUUUUGAAGAAAAUGGACACAUUUGAUGAAAAGUCUUUGGAUUUUCAUAAAGUAUUCUGCAAAAAAAUUCUAAAAUUUUCACCUGGUCAAAGAGCUGUUAUUAUCAACGGCAGAGUAAUUGGACCUUUUGAAGAAAAUGAAGAUUUUGCACAGGAAGAUUUUCAUCUCCUAGAAGUGAAUUCUAAUGGAUUGUUUGGUGAAAAACUAGUUUCCCAGUUAAAAGAUGGUUUUGAAAAAUCAAAACUAGAUAGUGAAAUUGUGAUGAAGGUAACUUCAGUGCUUCUGUCUCAGCCACAAUCAAAAAUCAGACAUGAAAUCAAAUACUUUGGAGACAAACAUAGUGCUGUUAAAAUACCUGCUGCUGAUACAGAUGAACCAGCUCAUGAAGUUGUUAUAAUAGUGGAUCCAGUAUCAAAAGGGGCUGCUAAGUUAUCAUCAGUGCUCAUGGUUUUACAGAGGGUUAUAAAUGCUCACUUCAAAAUUUUUUUCAACUGUGUGGAUAAACAUUCAGCUAUGCCUUUAAAAAGUUUCUUCCGUUUUGUUCUAAAUGAAGAGCCAGUUUUCGGCCCAGAUGGUGAGUUUGGCAUUGCACCUAUAGCAAAAUUUUCAGGCUUGCCUUCAAGCCCUCUCUUCACUUUAGGCAUGGUUACUCCAGAUAACUGGUUGGUUGAAGUUGUGAAAUCUCCUUAUGAUUUGGAUAAUAUUCAUCUUGAACAGGUGGAAAGUAUUGUCCAUGCUGAUUUUGAACUUGAGCAUCUUCUUAUUGAAGGUCAUUGCUUUGAACAGUCAUCAGGAAAUCCUCCAAGAGGACUGCAAUUUGUUCUUGGAACUAAUACAUCUCCCUCGAUGAUGGACACAAUUGUUAUGGCUAAUCUGGGCUAUUUUCAAUUGAAAGCAAAUCCUGGUGCAUGGCAUUUGAAUCUGCGUCAAGGAAGAUCUUCUGAAAUUUAUGAAAUAGUUGGAAGUGAAAAUACAGAUACCCCUCCUGGUUCUUCAGAUUUAGUUAUCAUUAUUAGCAGUUUUCGAAGUCAUAUAAUUAAAGUCAGAGUGUCUAAGAAACCAGGAAAACAAUUUGAAGAACUUUUAUAUGAUGAAAAUGACAAUAAUAAUGGAAUAUGGAGUACUAUUACAAGCAUGCCUAUCAUUGGCGGGAUAGUCGAGGAAUGGAGAGCUAUUUGGCUUGAAAUUAAAAGCACUUUUACGGGUAAUAAAAGUGAACUGGAUGGAAGUGAUGAUAAAAUCAACAUCUUCUCCUUAGCAUCUGGUCAUCUUUAUGAGAGGCUGCUCAGAAUAAUGAUGUUGAGUGUUUUGAAAAAUACCAAGACACCUGUGAAAUUCUGGUUUUUAAAGAACUUCUUAUCUCCAACAUUUAAGGACUUUUUGCCCAUAAUGGCUGAGAAAUAUGGAUUUGAAUAUGAAUUAGUUCAAUACAAAUGGCCUCGAUGGUUAAAUCAACAGCAUGAAAAACAGCGCAUUAUUUGGGGAUAUAAAAUUUUGUUCUUGGAUGUUCUUUUCCCGCUUGAUGUAAAAAAAAUUAUAUUCGUAGAUGCUGAUCAGGUUGUCAGAGCAGACAUGAAAGAACUUUGUGAUCUUGAUCUUGGAGGUGCACCUUAUGGUUACACUCCAUUCUGUGAUAGUCGUAAGGACAUGGAUGGAUACAGAUUUUGGAAAUCUGGUUACUGGGCUUCUCAUUUAGCUGGACGGAAGUAUCACAUUAGUGCAUUGUAUGUCGUGGAUUUAAAGAAAUUCCGUAGGAUAGCUGCUGGAGACAGGCUCAGAGGGCAGUAUCAAGGACUAAGUCAAGAUCCAAAUAGUCUUUCUAACUUAGAUCAGGAUUUGCCAAAUAAUAUGAUACACCAAGUAAACAUUAAAUCUCUUCCUCAAGAGUGGUUGUGGUGUGAAACAUGGUGUUCUGAUGAGACAAAAGAGACUGCAAAGACUAUUGAUCUGUGUAACAAUCCUAAAACAAAAGAAUCAAAAUUAACUAGUGCCAUGCGCAUCAUACCCGAGUGGAAAAAUUAUGAUGCUGAAAUUAAGCAUUUGUUCCAAGAGUAUGAAAGCAAUAAAACAAUCCAAAAAAUACAACUCAAACAGAAAACAGAUGACCAUGAUGAGUUAUGAUGAAAGGUUGGCUAAAAUUUUGUAUUUUGGUGAUCUUAGGAAUAAUAAAUUUUUUAACUUAA
This is a messenger RNA of Stegodyphus dumicola, 3050 nucleotides long. RefSeq names its product UDP-glucose-glycoprotein glucosyltransferase (gene Uggt). Lineage: Eukaryota; Metazoa; Arthropoda; Arachnida; Araneae; Eresidae. Gene Ontology annotation, molecular function: UDP-glucose:glycoprotein glucosyltransferase activity. Gene Ontology annotation, biological process: ERAD pathway. Gene Ontology annotation, cellular component: endoplasmic reticulum. The record is from RefSeq and is a predicted model, not a curated record.